This is a messenger RNA of Chelonoidis abingdonii (Abingdon island giant tortoise), 2466 nucleotides long. RefSeq names its product MPL proto-oncogene, thrombopoietin receptor (gene MPL). Gene Ontology annotation, biological process: cytokine-mediated signaling pathway. Gene Ontology annotation, molecular function: protein binding; cytokine receptor activity. Gene Ontology annotation, cellular component: membrane; external side of plasma membrane. Lineage: Eukaryota; Metazoa; Chordata; Testudines; Testudinidae. The record is from RefSeq and is a predicted model, not a curated record.
AGGCUGACAUGUCUCAGAUAAAGGCUUUGUGUCUCAGAGCUCCAGCAGCAAGCCAGGCCCAGAAAGAGAACAGCCCUACCCCGGGUGCCCAGCUCUGCAGGGCAGGUGGCUGGAGCCCUGCGCUCUGACUGGCACUGAAUGCUCAUUGUGCAGAAUGGGGGCCCAGCUGUGUCAAGAACAGCCCCUUUUCUUGGUAGCUGGACUCCUGCUCAGUCUCCUUACUCCUGCUUUGAGCCCUGCUCCGGUGACAUCUGAAGAUGUGGCUCUCCUGGGAGAGGUUUCUGAGACCAUUCGCUGCUUCUCCCGAUCUUUUGAAGACCUCACUUGUUUCUGGGAUGAGGAGGAGGCAGAGCAUGGGAACCACACGUACCGCUUCUACUACUCCUACAAUGGGGAGAAGGCCAAGCAGUGCGUGCUGGCUGUGCAGAGACAGAGUGGUGGCGGCAGACGUUACGUCUGCGUCUUCCCCAGCAGCCAUGAGGUGCGGCUCUUCACACAGCUCUGCAUCUGCGUGCUAGACACACCCGGCAACCAGACCAAGUAUUCCCGGGAAGUCGCCGUGGAGACGGUUGGGCUCAUUGCUCCCCCUGUGAAUAUAACGGUCACCUGGACUGGGGCAGCUGGGGAGCUGCAGGUGAGCUGGGAACCCCCAGCUACUGAAUACACCGAGCUCUUCAUCUAUGAGAUCCUCUACUGCAUUGUGGGCUCCAUGGAAUCACCCUGCCGGAAGCAGGUGCAUAGCACCAGGGCAUGUGUCCUCCACCCCCUGCAGCCCGGGGCCAAGUACCACAUCCGGAUCCGCACCAAGCCAGAUGGAUUGUCCUUGGAUGGAUUCUGGGGCCCCUGGUCUCAGGCAGUGACUGCUGAAACACCCCACUCCUCAGGAGACAUCGGGCUGCGCUGUUUCACCUCUGACCUGCAAUGGGUGCAAUGUGAGUGGACCUGGGAUUCUGCAGAUUCCAACGGCUCCCACAGCCUCUUCUAUCGGUCCCAAGGGAGCAGUGAUGCCUCCAGAGGCCAGGCUUGGCAGCGCUGUCAAGAACACAAUGUAAGGCCCCAGAACACCCAUGCCUGCAUGUUCCAGCCCAGGAAUGACAGUGACAUCUUCAUCUUGGUGAAUAUCUCUCGGGGGCACCCUGAACCUGUCCUCAGCUACUUUGGGGAGCCGUUCCGGAUGCACCAGGCUGUGCUCACCAGCCCCCCAAGGAUCUUGCAGGCCAACAUCAGUGGUGGGCAGCUGAAGCUGCAGUGGGCCCCACCAGAGGAGGAAUUGGCAGAGUACAUGGUGUAUCAGAUCCGCUACUCGGUGGAGAACAGCCUGGACUGGAAGGUCCUGCAGAUCCAGCACGCGGCCAACAGUGAGACCCUGGACCUGCGUGCUGGCCCCUGCUACCUCCUCCAGGUGCGAGCCAAGCCCAAUGGGCAGCAGCUCCAGGGGUUCUGGAGUGCCUGGUCAGAGACCAUCGUGGUGGAGGCCCCAUCUGGAGCAGGCGGCAAGGACACUGGGGAGCCUGAUGCAUUCACUGCUUCCUUCUCUGUCCCCGGCUGGAUAAUACUGAGCCUGACCAUCACACUGCUCUUCUUUCUGGGACUCCUGGGGCUGAGGUGCUCUUUUCCCUCUGUGUACAGCAGCGUGAAGCAAAAGCUCUGGCCUCCGGCCCCAGAUCUGCAUCGCGUCCUGGGCACUUUCCUCACUGACAGCAAGCAGCAGCAGGCAAACACUUCAUUCUAUAACAAGCCCUUGGAAGAUGUGAUCCUACCCUGCCUCCUGGAAGUCCUUUCUGAGAGGAAGGGGGCUGAGACUCCCCCAGAGCCCACCCUGCUGAAGACAGCAUGCCCAGGGUCUGGCAUCCCGGAGGGCCCUGAGGAUGAAGACGCUAGCAAUCUCUCCUCGCCCCAUCAGGACUACAUGGUGCUGCAUCCCAGCAGCCCCACAGGCAGCCGCUACGAGAACGAGUACCUGGACAACAGAGGGGAAGGGGAUGACAUCUACCUUAGGGGUCUCGCUGUGCUCCUGCUCCAUGUCCCAGAUGCUCACUCAGAGCUCCGGCAGGACCGGGCUGAGAUCCAGCACAACCCACAGGUGCCUAGCAGACUCCAGGCUGAACACGUGCCUUUAGGGAGGCCUGUGGACUCUGAGGAAGAGGACUGGGAGUGCCCAUGCUCCAGGAAGCAGUCCAUGUCCACUACAGACAUUUCUAAUCAGUCCUACCUGCUGAUGAGAAGCUGGGAGCAGCAGCCCUUCCUCUGAAUACAGGAUCUGCUGCAUGUCCUGGGCUGCCCAGCGAGGAUGGGAGUGAGGCAGAGGGCUUGGCAUGUCAUUAGAACCUCACUGCUGGGAUGUCCAUGCCUGCCUGGAUUCUCAGCUGGGCAGGAGGAACCCCCAUGGGCUAAUACUGUAGAGCAGGGGUCGGCAACCUUUCAGAAGUGCUGUGCCGAGUCUUCAUUUGUUCAUUUUAAUUUAAG